Camelus dromedarius (Arabian camel) is the source of this 8586-nucleotide messenger RNA. RefSeq names its product DENN domain containing 5B (gene DENND5B). NCBI's taxonomy places the organism in Eukaryota, Metazoa, Chordata, Mammalia, Artiodactyla, Camelidae. Gene Ontology annotation, molecular function: guanyl-nucleotide exchange factor activity; small GTPase binding. The transcript is spliced from 22 exons. The record is from RefSeq and is a predicted model, not a curated record. The coding region runs from base 15 to 3905 and encodes 1296 amino acids.
GCAGCGCGGCCGGGAUGAGCGGGAGCGGCGCGGCGCCCGGCCCGGGCUCGGGCUCCUCCCCGGCCGCCUGCCGCUUCGCGCACUACUUCGUGCUGUGCGGGAUCGACGCGGACAGCGGGCUGGAGCCCGACGAGCUGGCGGUUUUGUACCAAUGGCUAGAAGCAGAUCGUCAUGGCAAGAGCCAAGAUGCUGCAAAUACGACUUCAGGUGAAAAUUUUGACCAGAGUCCUUUGAGAAGAACAUUCAAAUCCAAAGUUCUGGCCCACUACCCUCAGAAUAUAGAAUGGAACCCUUUUGAUCAAGAUGCAGUAAACAUGCUAUGCAUGCCUAAAGGGCUGUCUUUCAGAACACAAACUGACAAUAAAGAUCCCCAGUUCCACUCAUUUAUAAUCACCCGGGAAGACGGUUCUCGCACCUACGGUUUCGUUCUCACCUUCUAUGAAGAAGUCACAAGCAAGCAGAUCUGCACGGCGAUGCAGACGCUGUACCAGAUGCACAACGCGGAGCACUACAGCAGCGUGUACGCCUCGUCGUCCUGCAGCAUGGACUCGCUGGCCAGCAGCGCUGACGAGGGCGACACCACUUCCCUUUUGAAACUCCAGCGAUACAACUCCUAUGACAUCAGCAGAGACACCCUGUAUGUUUCCAAAAGUAUCUGUUUGAUCACACCACUGCCUUUCAUGCAGGCCUGCAAGAAAUUCCUUAUCCAGCUCUACAAGGCCGUUACCUCACAGCAGCCACCACCCCUGCCGCUGGAGAGCUACAUCCAUAAUAUUCUCUACGAGGUGCCCCUUCCACCUCCAGGGAGAUCGCUGAAGUUUUACGGUGUUUAUGAACCCAUCAUCUGCCAGAGGCCGGGGCCCAGUGAGCUCCCCCUCUCCGAUUACCCUCUGCGGGAGGCCUUUGAGCUCCUGGGGCUGGAGAACCUGGUGCAGGUGUUCACCUGUGUUCUCUUAGAGAUGCAGAUCCUUCUCUACUCACAAGAUUAUCAGCGCCUGAUGACGGUGGCCGAAGGCAUCACCACACUUCUGUUCCCAUUUCAGUGGCAGCAUGUUUAUGUGCCCAUCCUGCCUGCUUCUCUGCUGCAUUUUCUUGACGCUCCUGUCCCUUAUCUGAUGGGCCUUCAGUCAAAAGAAGGAACUGACCGUUCUAAGCUAGAACUUCCUCAAGAGGCGAAUUUGUGUUUUGUGGAUAUUGACAACCAUUUUAUUGAGUUGCCUGAGGAAUUCCCGCAGUUCCCCAAUAAAGUGGAUUUUAUCCAGGAACUGUCUGAAGUUCUUCUUCAGUUCGGGAUCCCCCCUGAGGGCAGCCUGCACUGCAGUGAGAGCGCCACCAAGCUGAAGAACCUGGUCCUCAAAGACCUGGUCAACGACAAGAAGAAUGGCAACGUCCCCGCGAGUAGCAUCAGCGUGUACGAGCUGCUGAGGGGCAACGAGACCAUCGCCCGCCUCCAGGCCCUGGCCCAGAGGACCGGUGUCGCCGUGGGGCAGGUGGACCUCUCGGCCUCUCUGGGUGAGAAAGAAAAGGACGUGAAACUGCAGUGCGAGGAGGCAGAGCUGAGGGACUACCAGCUCAACGUGCAGCUCCGAGAGGUCUUUGCCAACCGCUUCACGCAGAUGUUUGCAGAUUAUGAAGCGUUUGUGAUCCAGACCGCCCAGGACAUGGAGUCGUGGCUGACCAACCGGGAGCAGAUGCAGAACUUUGACAAAGCUUCCUUUCUGUCUGACCAGCCUGAGCCUUACCUGCCAUUUCUUUCACGCUUCAUUGAAACACAGAUGUUUGCCACCUUUAUUGAUAAUAAAAUCAUGUCUCAGUGGGAAGAGAAAGAUCCUUUGCUUCGAGUCUUUGACUCUCGGAUCGAGAAGAUAAGACUGUAUAACGUAAGGGCCCCCACCUUGAGGACGUCUAUGUAUCAGAAGUGCGGCACUUUAAAAGAAGCAGCGCAAUCAAUUGAACAGCGACUGAUGAAAAUGGAUCACACUGCAAUCCACCCACAUCUACUCGACAUGAAAAUUGGUCAAGGCAAAUAUGAGCAAGGAUUCUUUCCAAAGUUACAGUCUGAUGUCUUGGCAACAGGACCAACCAAUAAUAACCGCUGGGUAAGUCGGAGCGCCACCGCACAGCGCAGGAAGGACCGCCUUCGCCAACAUUCCGAGCACGUCGGGCUGGACAACGAGCUGAGGGAGAAAUACAUGCAAGAGGCACGAAGUUUAGGAAAAAGCCUAAGACAACCCAAACUGUCAGACCUCUCUCCUGCAGUGAUUGCACAGACCAACUGGAAAUUUGUAGAAGGCUUAUUAAAAGAAUGUAGAAUGAAGACAAAACGCAUGUUGGUGGAGAAGAUGGGACACGAAGCAGUGGAGCUGGGCCAUGGAGAAGCGAACAUAACCGGCCUGGAGGAGAACACCCUGAUCGCCAGCCUCUGUGACCUCCUGGAAAGGAUAUGGAGCCACGGUUUGCAGGUCAAGCAGGGGAAGUCGGCUUUGUGGUCACAUUUAAUUCAGUUUCAGGACAGAGAAGAGAAACAGGAGCACCUUGCAGAAUCGCCAGUUGCCCUUGGACCAGAAAGAAGAAAAUCUGACUCAGGAGUCAUGUUGCCAACACUCAGGGUCUCUCUUAUCCAGGACAUGAGGCAUGUUCAGAACAUGAGUGAGAUCAAGACUGAUGUCGGACGAGCGCGGGCUUGGAUCAGGUUGUCCUUAGAGAAGAAGCUCCUGUCCCAGCACCUGAAGCAGCUGCUCUCUGACCAGCUGCUCACGAAGAAGCUUUAUAAACGUUAUGCUUUUCUGCGUUGUGAAGAAGAAAGAGAGCAGUUUCUUUACCAUCUUCUUUCCCUCAAUGCUGUGGACUACUUCUGCUUCACCAGCGUGUUCACCACUAUCAUGAUCCCAUAUAGAGCAGUGAUCAUUCCCAUCAAAAAGCUGAGCAACGCGAUCAUCACGUCGAACCCCUGGAUCUGUGUGUCAGGAGAACUGGGAGACACAGGAGUGAUGCAGAUUCCCAAAAACCUCCUCGAAAUGACCUUUGAAUGCCAGAACCUGGGGAAGCUGACUACUGUUCAGAUUGGUCACGAUAACUCAGGACUGUUGGCCAAAUGGCUAGUGGAUUGUGUCAUGGUCAGAAACGAAAUCACAGGACAUACGUACAGGUUCCCAUGCGGGCGGUGGCUGGGGAAAGGCAUCGAUGAUGGGAGCCUGGAGAGAAUUCUCAUCGGGGAGCUGAUGGCAUCCGCACCAGACGAGGAUCUGGUGAAGCAGUGCCGGACUCCGCCGCAGCAGAAGUCACCCACCACGGCCAGGAGACUAAGCGUCACCUCGCUGACAGGGAGAGCCACCAAACCAAAUGCUGGACAGAUCCAGGAAGGCAUUGGAGAAGCUGUGAACAAUAUUGUGAAACAUUUUCACAAACCUGAAAAAGAGAGAGGAAGCCUCACCGUGCUGCUCUGUGGGGAGAGUGGCCUGGUCGCAGCUCUGGAGCAGGUCUUCCACCACGGCUUCAAAUCGGCUCGCAUCUUUCACAAGAACGUCUUCAUCUGGGACUUCAUAGAGAGAGCAGUCGCUUACUUUGAAACCACUGACCAGAUUCUAGACAAUGAAGAUGAUGUCCUCAUUCAGAAAUCAUCCUGGAAAACCUUCUGCCACUAUGUGAAUGCGAUUAACACUGCCCCCAGGAGCAUUGGGAAGGACGGCAAAUUCCAGACUCUAGUUUGCCUUGGAACACGGGACCGGCUGCUGCCACAGUGGAUCCCGUUGUUGGCCGAGUGCCCUGCCAUCACCCGAAUGUACGAGGAGAGCGCCCUCCUGAGGGACCGCAUGACAGUCAACUCCCUCAUCCGCAUCCUGCAGACCAUCCAGGACUUCACCAUAGUCUUAGAAGGCUCACUCAUCAAAGGAGUGGACGUGUAGCCCGAUUAGCCAGAACCUCUCAGUCCAGAUCCCUCGUUCCUGAACCUUCCCCAGCCGUGGGGACCGAGUUGGACUUGUCUGAUGAGGCAGUGAGUCAUUGCAGGGGGCAACACACCGCAUCCCCCAAUCUGACCAGUCCUCCCACUGCAGACAAGGCGAAGUGCUGUAUUGUAGUUCAUUUGAACCUGGAAUUUAGUAUAAAAUAGAGUAUUUUCAUGUGUUAGAUGUCUGUAAAUACGCUCUCUUCUCUAAGAAAUUCUAUUACUCUGAUAAGAUACUUUUCUUAGGUUGAAUAUUCCUGUGACUUAAAACAAGUAGCUUAAGAGUAUUGGGAGCUGCGGGGGGGAGAGUGGUGCUAGUCAGGAAGAAGCCAGUAAACGUGUAAAUAGAGUGCAACCCAGUGGGGCUCUUUUUCCCUCCAGGUACCACAAGGAACCCAGAACGUAUUUUGUUGUGUCGCAGCCGCCCGCCUGUCCCGGCGUCUGCACCUUUGUAUUGUGAAUGUAAACAGCUUUACCCACCGUAUGGGGUAGCGGGCCUCACUUGUAUCGCUCAAGUUUCAGAUGGUUUCACACACUUGAAGUGAGUCACUUCUCCAGUCUUUUGGAAAAUUUUCCAUUUCCAUUUUCAGAUUUUUUUUCACAAGAUGAAGGUAUAAUUCAAAUACUUUAAACACUGGGCCCCAGGAGCUUGGCUUGAACUGGACCGAGAACACACAAAGCCCUGAGAAGUGUGUUAAAUUGUGGGAUUAUAACUUCUUUACACUUCUGGAAAGAUUAGCCUGGGCGAACUUCAUUCUUGGCAUUUUUAUUCUUGUUAUUUGAGGUCCUUUGGGGAGAUGUGAGUUUUCAGAGUGUUGGCCACAUGGUCCUAAGGACUGCAAGCAGCAGUCUGAUUCUGCCAUUUUAAUUUGGCCACCUCCACUCUGGAGCAGCCCAGUACCUCGUAAGGACGACCACAGCCCCGCCUUUGUUAGGUCCCACUCGGCCGGCUCCCUCCACCCCCGCCCCCCGUGCCCAUCCCCCCUCAGGAAGUGGAAAGAAUGUCUAAGAAGGAGGCGGGCUCUGCGUGGCCUGGAAUGUUUUUGUGAAAGUAUUUGUUGACCAUGAUAAUGCAAAUAAGAGAAGAAGAGGGCGAGAACGGACCCUUCCCGGGUGUCUCAGGGCCGGCCCUUCGUAAGCAGGGCCGACAGCGUAAAGCCGCUGGCCGGGAAGGUGGAAGCCGGUGCGGCGCGGGCUGGCCAGAGGGGAGCAAAACUGGAGGCAGCGGUUUCGAAAGACCAAGCGUGGUGACUUUCCCAUUUGGUGUUUUAGAAGGAAGUGAAAUGAACGUGGUGGCAGCUCUUUACCUUUAGUCUUCAUCUCGCUGUCGGUCCCGUGAGUCUCAUUGGGCAUUUGCGCGUCGUCAGCAGCCAGAUUGCCUCGGCAGAGUCCCGCACUUUAUUCCCGGUUGUGGCCGAGAAGCAAAGCCAUGGCCUCUCAGGGCCCUUGCGUGACCCGAGGGCCCUGGGCUUCAGCCAACAGUGUUGUUUCCCUUUUCUCCUGGAGGAGGAAACUAAUGAGGCAAGUGCCUCCUUCCCUCUGUCAAACGGGUGUUCAGCCAAGGCGCACCCCCUUCAAUGCCUGCCUGAGCACUUGAGGAGGGAAGGGCAGUGGAAGGCAUGGGGGGGGGGGGUAAAGACGGUCCAGGUGACCAGCGUAGACCAGACAUUUGUUUGCCUGCAGCAAAAGUAUGUCUCCGGCGGUGCAGCUCUUCCAGGGACACGGGAAGUCUGUGGCUGGAGGCAUCCGGAAGCUGUCACACCAGGCCCUUGCUGUUUCAGUGCUCAGAAACCAGAGCGUGAUCCAGGCUGGGGUUUUGUUCUCACCACCUCUUCCACAAGGCCAUGCUUCUGACCCGCGCUGGGCAAACAGGGAUGGCGCAGGUUAGCAGGCUGGAGUUGAGUCGCGCAGCCUUGCCCUCUCACUUUACAGAUGGGCACACUUGCGGAUCAGAGAGAUUGAAUACUACCCCACCCCUGGUCAGUGACAACACAGGGUCUGGAAUCCAUGCUUUUUCAUUACACCAGGCUGCGUGGGGCUGACCUCCAAGGCAUUCAUAUGAAUAGUCUUUCUACCCUUGCAUUUUUAUUCAUCUGCAUAUACAGGUGAGGACGUAAGGAUUAAUAUUGAUGAUAAUGGAUUCCCCUCAAGUUACAGAGAAUUAGACCUGUUACAAAAACUGGGAGCAAAAUUGGGUUGGGGGCCUGUGAAUGAAACCAUUACUUUAAAAAGUAAAACUUCCCACGGAGAGUCACACCUAAAAGUUUCAUGCCUCUUUCUGUAGUCGGACCAUAGCAGUGAGGUCGCGAAUUUCAAAAGGAAGGGUCACACCAGCACUGACACAUCCUCUGGGGUGCCAGGCCCCUGACAGGGUCACUUAGGGUUCCACGUGCGUGCCCGGUGAUCCUGCCAGUGCUCCAAACGCCCGGGGACCACUGAGCUGCCUGAGGGACCCGCAGCCCAUUCUUCUGAAUAUUGUCAGUGAUGGUAAAUGUUGGCCUCUCAGAAGAAAUUUAACAACAACAAAAAAAGGCAUUAGGAUCCAAGCUGAUGAAGGAACAGGAUACUUAAGCAGAGUUUGAGUUCACGUAAGAAACGCAAUUCUAAUGAAGUAAGACUUAGUUCUUACAUGGCUCUGAGCCAAUACCAAAAUAUUUUGAGCAGGACAGUAGCAGAAUCCUUAGAAUAAAUUUACAUAUAAAUGUACGUAGCCUUCCAAACUGACUUUUGAAAAUGAUUCAGAGGUAUAUUUUCUGCUGUGUUUAUUUUUUAAAUUAAUAUGUUGUUUUAUCAUCAUACCUCAAAGUUAAAGUACAUAAAAAUCAAUUUUGUAAUUGACUUUUUUCCCCCUCAGAAUAAAUUAAAAGUAAUGCCUAGAAUCAUUAAUUAGUAUUUUCACAUAAUAAUAACUUAAGAAGAAAUUGUUUUAAAAUUAAGUUGCCAGAAGUAUUAACCUCUUGAAACAUUUAUUUUCCAAGUGUUUUUCUGCUAAUCUCAACCUUGUGACACGGUGGCAUUCCACCGAUGUUGGUAUUACGUGUGAGACCCUAGAGCUGGGCUCUGGUUGAGGGCUCAUUAGCGCCUUAAAAAUGACCAAGGCUCAGUGGAGUAGUAUAAAGGAGGGUGGAGAGAAUACAGUAUAAACCAGGAGAAGACAGGACGCUGAGAACAAAGAGUAAGGCCGCCCAGCCUCCCCCAUCCUCUUUCCCACUGGGGGCAAGAAUUCGAUGGAAGAAACCUAAAGCUGGCAAAAGUUUGUGAUUUCUCUCUAAAAUUUAUUUUAAAUAAUUUCACACAUUUUUGUACCUUUUUGUAACCCUGCUGUAUUUACUUUAACAUGGCUUUUUAAGAAAUCGUUUAAAUGAACUUCUGUCACACUGUAUGAAUGAUACAGGGGAAAUACUGAAUUGCUCCUACUUCCUUUUUUGGCAAUAAAGCACUGAUGUAUGCAAGUGUAAGUAAAUGAGAGUAGACCGUACAUGACACUGUGUGUGUGGUGUAUAGCUGACACCUCUGAGAUGCUCUGAAACGAGGCAACAGACCAGGACCUCGGAUUCCCCAGGGAAGCAUUUAUUUGACAGCAUUGGGCGUGUAGCUCUUAAUAAGGAAAUAGCUUCUUUCUGCUAAGAAUUACGAUUUUUUUUCAGUAGAUUUUCAUUUUGAGAACUGUGAGUAUUUUCUCUGUGAGGUUUACAGAAACUAGCGUAUCCUUUUCACUAUUCAAAAGGACAAUCUGAACCUUAGCUAUUUAUAUUUCAGUAUUAACACACCUUCAUUGAUUGAGAAUGGAGUCUUGAGAUCUUAUCUCUACUUUUAUAAAGUGAAUCCUAUUUCCAAGUCAUGUCAUUUGAAGUCUGUGUUUCUUAUGUAAGUAUUUGUUACAUCACCAUUUAGUGUAAGAGGAGACGGAAACAAACAAUAAGCCACUAGGUCUCUUAAUCCUGUUAGAAUACAUUUAUAAAUCUCUUGAAUCAAACUGAUUUCCAAGCUUUUUGAAGAGGGUGCCAAUGGAAUGUGAUCAGAAUAAUCCAAGGACAGCCUCAUCCUUCCAGAUCUUACUAGACCUGAUUGUCCUCUCAAGGACAAGAUAAAGAUUGCCUCCAGAAAGGUACCGCACUGAGCAAUUAACAGCAGAGUGAAAAAAAAGUCAAAAAAAUUUCUUCUCAUUUGAAGGAAUCCAAGGUAUCCUUGGGUUAUGUGGGAGGGAAUAAUGCUUGACUCAGUUAUUUAAAUCUAUUUCUGUGGCUCCAGUCUUUAUUUUGAAUACCAGACAGAUCUUGUUAACAGUAGAGAGGUAAUGGUAAGAGUUCCUGUUGUCAAUCAACUGAGGGUGUAAAACAAGUAGAAAAAAUCCUCUGUGUUACACUUGAACCAUGUAUAAAUGUAUCUUGUGUAUCUUUUUUUUAAUGAGCAUUUCUGCAUUUAAAUUAUAUUGUUUUUCUUUGUAUUGUUAACAAAAUGCAUCAGAACUGGAUUUUUUUUUCCUCAUCCGAACAUAAUUAAAAUUUAAAGAGUAUUGUGAUAUCAAGCACUUUAACAUACGUAUCAGAGAAACUGAGGUGGGUUUUUCAGGUUUUGGAGUACAUUUAAAUAUGACUUUUCAUGCUUUGUUCUUUACAAAUAAAACUGUGGGGUUGAUA